CUCGAAAUAUUCGUUUGAAAAUCGUCAGAGUUAUACCUGCGGCUUGAACCUACUCGUUUACAAAUCUAAUUCAUCAACUUCAUCGAAAAUGACGGACAAAGUAGCACCAGUGGCAACGCCCGUGUCCGGAGCAACAUCCGUGGCUUCGAGUGCAUCGCCGGUCAAAGCAAAGUCUGCGGUGUCGAAAAAACCCCGGGCUAAACCCUCGCAUCCUAAAGUGGCGGACAUGGUGAAUUCCGCAGUCAAGGAGCUCAAAGAACGCGGUGGAUCUUCUCUCCAAGCGAUCAAGAAAUACAUGACCGGAACCUACAAAAUCGACGCAGAGAAGCAAGCUCCGUUCAUCAAGCGAUACAUCAAAUCCGCUCUCGCAUCUGGAACUCUCGUCCAGACCAAAGGCAAAGGUGCUUCUGGAUCGUUCAAACUUUCGGCGUCAGCCAUAAAAGCUGCAACUGUCAAGCCGAAAGCCGUUAAAAAAGUUGUCAAGCCUAAAACCGCUGUGAAGAAAGCUCCAGCUGCCAAGAAACCAGCAGCUGCGAAAAAAGCGGCAAGUCCAAGCAAACCAAAAAAGGUUGCAGCGAAAAAACCAGCGACCGCGACGAGUGAGAAGAAAAAGACGACCAAAGGACCAGCGGCCAAGCCACCAAAGGUAAAAACCACCAAGGCCAAGCCUACGCCAAAAACUUCACCAAAAAAAGUCAAGGCUGCUGCACCUAAAAAGGUCAAGUCAGCUGCUGCCGCUUCACCAAAACCCAAAAAAACCGUACCCAAGAAAGCUUCAGUCGCUAAGAAGUGAAUUACGUUGUCACUUCGGGACAACAAAACUCGAACGGCCCUUUUCAGGGCCACCACAUUUUCAAACGUUGAAACAUUCCUGUCGUUAAGUCUACUCUUAGCAUUUUAUUUUCCUAUGAACUCUAUGAACAUUUAUUUUCAGCAUUUGAGUUCUUGAUAUCGGAUUUUUUCGUUACAUGUUUAGAAUCUCAUCGAAAUUUCGGAAAAUGCUCUCAGUCAAGAUCGCAUUUUAACCGUGAAAUUCAUUAUACGGAGACGAGUAAACAUGCGGUCGUCCUACCGACGAGAAUAUGCGUAGUUAGACUAUGAAUUUAUUUCAUAUCAAUUAUUUAGUAAUAAUAAUAAUAAUGAUGGGAAUGAACAAAAGGGGCUGGGAAUGGCCGAGUUAACUCGGAGCCCUUUUAUCUGCGUUAAAACAUCCGAAUUAAGUUUAAAUUUGCUGUGCUGGAAUAAUGAAGAAGUAUUCAUUUCAUUCAUUUUACUUUCUAUUGGGUUCCUAGAAAGUGCUUUGAUCAUUUCGUUAUUGAAUUGAUUUUUUAUUACUAUUUGCUAUAGAUGCUAUAUUGCACCAUUUUAUACGAUGAGAAAACUGCUCUUGAAUACAAAGAGAUGAAUAUUUCAUUGAAUCUAAAGUUGAAUAUAAUACCGUCGAGUUUUCCUCUGGAAACGUCGAUUUUUCAACAUUUCAGUUGAUAAAAUAUUUUCAGUUAAUUACUAAAUAACUUUGAUAAUAUUAGCUGCCUCUAUAAAGAUUCCAGGGAAACUUCGAAAGGCUAUAACCGUUCAACAGCCGUUUGUUCUCGAUCUUCGCAUGCGUAUAUUCAUUCUCGUUGAAAUAUCGAGAAUAGGGUUUUGUAGACAGAAACGGUUAUACGCGGGGAGACUAAACUUCGCCACGAGCAAUAAAAAGGAGCUCGAAAGCAGAAACGAAGUAACGGUUGCCGAGAGGCCCAAAAUCGAUUCCGUAAGAAGGUAGAUAAUCAGAGAACCUCGCAGCUGCGAAAAGUACUACGCAACAAGAAAUAAAACUCCGUCCAACUGUUAGUCUGGUAUACUCAUCGAGACUCGACUAUAAACAUCUUCCAAUAUUUUUCAUAUUAUUCGGUUUGAACUUUCGAGCGGAGCAUCCGUGCAUGACUAGUAAUCCACUCAUUUCCUGUUCAAA
Venturia canescens is the source of this 1957-nucleotide messenger RNA. RefSeq names its product histone H1-like. Gene Ontology annotation, biological process: nucleosome assembly; negative regulation of DNA recombination; chromosome condensation. NCBI's taxonomy places the organism in Eukaryota, Metazoa, Arthropoda, Insecta, Hymenoptera, Ichneumonidae. The transcript has a single exon. Gene Ontology annotation, molecular function: structural constituent of chromatin; nucleosomal DNA binding; double-stranded DNA binding. The coding region runs from base 89 to 793 and encodes 234 amino acids. The record is from RefSeq and is a predicted model, not a curated record. Gene Ontology annotation, cellular component: nucleosome; nucleus.